Messenger RNA from Xyrichtys novacula (pearly razorfish), 6921 nucleotides. The record is from the annotation of a GenBank genome assembly. Lineage: Eukaryota; Metazoa; Chordata; Actinopteri; Labriformes; Labridae.
AUGCUCUCUUUGCUUUUCCUGAUGAUGGUCUUGCCUUUAAGUGUAGGAGGGUCUGAUCCUACCUUACCCUUCAUGGAGUACCUGGACCAGAACCAUUUGGUCUGCGUGAAGUGGGGCUUUGACAACCCACAGGGGAACAUUACAUUCAAACUGUUGAUCAACACAACAGGCUGGGUGGGUUUCGGAUUUAGCCCCAAUGGAGGCAUGGCAGGGGCAGACAUUGUGAUGGGGGGUCUUGGAUCCAGUGGAAUCUACUUCAAAGUGGGUUUGAUUGAAGAUUUCGCUGUAAUUGCACGUGUUUUGAUACUAUAGAUAAUCAUAAUAUGACUCAGCUAAUAUCAACCUCUAUGCUGAUCUUUUUUUUCCUGUCCAUUAGGAUUAUUAUGCCACAGGGGACUCAAUGCCGUUGGAGGAUGAGCAGCAGAGCUACACACUCCUCUCUGCAAAUGAAACUGACGGUCAGACCAUCAUGACCUUUCAGAGGACCAUCCAGUCGUGUGAUGACAAAGACUUCAGUAUCACUGUAAGAAAUUCACAGAUUAUAUAAAUCCUUAAGGGACGGUAUGAGAUACAAAGGAUGGUGAAACUCUGAAUAUUACUUUUAAAUAGAAAAAAAGUGGUUGUAAAAUAUCACCUGCAAAGUAGCAUAACAUAAACAAAUAAAAAACUAAGGUAUUACAUAAGAAGAAAAGUAAAUAGUACAAAUAUAAAUGUAUCUAUAUUUAUGAUGUUAAUCUAUGAUGGUAUCUUACUGUAUCUUAUUGAAUGGUAGCAUAUCAAACCAUGUUGAAAUUAACUUUAUUGCUUCAAAUUGUACUGUAAUGUGUCAUGUAGUAUGAUAUCAAAACAAAUCUUACCAUAUCUUUACAUAUUCUGUUCUAUAGUAUCAUUAAAUUUAAUAUCCAAAACAUCCAAUUAAUCCAAUCAUAUCAUACCUUACCUUAUCCUAUCAUAUCAUGUUACACCAUUUUGCAUAGUAUAGUAUGUUUUUGGGGUUUUUUUUAAGUAGAAAGAACAUUUUCAGCUCUCCUAUAUUUCAAGAACAAGUAAAAGGUUGAAAUAGCAAAUGUUGUUAGAAGUCUUUUUUUUUUUUUAAAGAAAAGUCAAAAGUCACUCAGCAACACAACAGCCCUGAGUGUAAGAAACAUGAAAAUAAGAGGAAAAAUUAGUAUUAAAAUGUCAACCUUUGGGGUUAAUUUGACAAGUAGAUUUAUCCAUUUUUAAACACCGAAGGAUUAAAAUAUGAAUUAUUCUCACUGUUUUGAGUGCGAAAAAAGAACAAACGUAAGCAUUUUUUAAAGACAACACUUGUCAACAAUUAUUUAUGAAAAUAUACUUCCAAAAUAAAGGAAAAAAAAACAGCGAAGUAUAAAGCUAUUGAUCCAUUACUUAAAUCUAGCGUAUGGUGUCUUAUCCUAUUCAUUUGGAUAGUUAUUGCUGAAUCAUCCAGAAUAAAUAAUUAAAUUUUGAAAUUUCUUUAUUAGAAAAAGUUAUUUUAUGUCUUUAAAUUGAUGAAAAAUCAUACUUUAGACAGAAUGAUGUAAAAAGUGUUAAACCUGUUUUUAAGAAUGAUGGAAAAUUUCUCCAUUCAGGAGGCUGUUGUUGCUAUAGUAACUACAACAUAUCUGUCAUUAACACACUACCCCUUAAUUAGACACUGUUUGUUGUCGAACACCAUAGCGCUCCAAGUAGAACCACACACUUGACACUUUUCUCCUCUGUUGCAGCUCAUUAUUGGUAAUUCUAUAUUCUUUUGUACUGUUGAUCUAAUUCUCACUGUAAAGCUCAAGUUCUCUGUUUGUUUGCAUGUAAACUCUGCCAAAAGACUCCUUUUGUUGUCAGGUCCCCCUGAGAGUCUUUUCAGAUGUGAACACAAUAGCGACAACAAAAAGAGGCACGCAAGAUUUAGUGUGGCACUGAACAGCCUAAAUACUCUAUGGUUUUUAAAAUAUUCUGUGUCCUGUAAAUCGACAGUUAUGGUUGUGUGGCUGUCUCUGUGAAGCAAAUAAAACAAAGGUUUUGUAGGAACAACAUUUUGUGAUAACUGCAUUUUAUUAAUUUACCAAAAUCUUUUUUUUUUCAGACUCAGGCUAUCAAAUUGAUCUAUGCAUACGGCACAACAGAUCAGAUUAAUUACCAUGCAUCCCGCAGAGGAACCAAAGAAGUCAACCUGCUGAACUACAUGCCCAGGGCAACCAUAACAGGCCUCAACUAUCUCAGUGCAAGGGUGAACAAUGUAGGUGCAAUUUUUUGGCAGGGGAUUAUGGGCAAAAUGGUUGAUUUCUCAGUUAUCGUGAAUCUGUACCAGAAUAAGUUUUGCAGUGUAGAAUUUUGUUUGAGAGAUAUUGAAAUAUCUUAAAACAUUCUGACAUACGAGGUAACCUGAGGUAAUUCACUGUUUUGUUUUGUUUUGUAUUGUUUUUUUUUUUUUUUUUUUUACCUUUUUUUACUUUUUUUUUUUCUUUUAGAUAUCUGUUCCAGAAAAGCAUACUUACUACCACUGCAAGGUCAUGAAGUUAUCAACAUUAAAAACAAAACAUCAUAUAACUAUGGUAAGUAUUUCUUUUUAUAUUUUGAUAUGUCCCAAUAAAAUGUAUUUCAUUGUUACUGAAACUUGUGCUUGAGUAUUAAUCUAGGAUAUCAGCAAGAUUAAAGACUAUUGGUGCUCAAACACAGAUUGCUAGCUACGGCAAAGAUUUAUGUUGCUACCAGCAGCACUGUUGUGGGUUUGUGAUAGUAAUUCAUCUGAGACCUGUUUGAUUUUGGAGUCAAUAGAUAAUGGUAGCAGAUCAGUGCAUCAAUGUACUCAAAGUCAGUAUUUAGGCCCUGUAUCGACUAUGGUAUCCUUAAAAAAACCACACUGCUUUGACUCAAAAGCGGUAUUUUUAAAGCAACCAUUUACAUCCAAGCAAUACUAUUUUCCACUUUCAAGGAAACUAGUGAUUUAGAUGACAAAAAAAGUUGUUAUAUCAAGAGUAAUUGAUACCUUGUGUAUGACAUUUACAGAAACUCAUCAUAUAAAACAAAACUUAGAGAUACUUCAUGAAUUUUCUUUAUUCCUAAACUCUCUGCAUCUCCUUUGACUUUCUCUCAGGUUGAACCUCACAUUGAACAUCCCGACAUUGUUCACCACAUGCUGCUUUACGGCUGCCCCUCCUUUGUGACACAAGAGUAUGACACGCAGUGCUACAAGGGUGACAUCUCGGAUGCCUGCUUUGAAGUAGUGGCUUCAUGGGCAGUGGGAGGAGGGGUGAGAGUGUAUCCUGCAUCCAUUUCUGAGUUCUUUGGGGUUUUUUGUCUGCUCUGUGUGCGCUAGUGUUUAUUUUAGUUGGUUAAUUUAAUGUUUCUUCCUUGCAACCCCUCAGGUAUAUGUGCUUCCAGAGACUGUGGGUAUACCUGUUGGUGGUGAGACGAAUGAAAGACUAUAUAGACUGGAAAUCCACUAUAACAAUCCAAAUGGUGACAAAGGUAAAUAUUGCAUAUUCUUUUUAUAUUCCGGUUUAUUAUCAUAUUGUAUAAUAUCACACUCUAUUGUAACAUAUUAUACUGUAACAUUGUUUUAAUCAUAUCACACUGUUUCAUAUUGUACUGUAAGGUGUUGUUUUGCAUUGUAUAUUUAGCAAAGUACUGAAUCCCACUGUACUGUAUAGUAUUGUAUUGAAUCUUUUGUAGCGUAUUAUAUGGUAUUGUUUGGUAUUGCAAUAUAUGGUAUUGUAAGGUCUUGUAUGUACGGGUGGGCAAUAAAACAACAACGAUAAACAGUAAAUCAAAAAUUGAUUUCCCUCAAUAUCAAUAUAAAACAUGGUCAAUAUGCUUUUUGAUAGUCGGCAUUCUGACAUGUUUUGGUAGACCAUACGACUAGCCAAUGAAAAGGGGAGUUGCUCUGGGUCCACUUUGCACUGAGCCAAUCAUGUGUGCUGAAUUAGAGCCAAGUAGCAAAUAACUGUGUAGUAGCAGGCUGCAGCUACACCCAACCAUAGCACUUAAACAUGUGAAGCCGACAGCACUUUUGGUGAGAAAAACAGAAAAUGAGUGCUGGGUGUGAUGGGUGUGGAGGUAUUUCGGGUUUUUGAAGUUGGACAUGAAGCAGAGUAAUAUGCACUGCAAAUUAUUCUUGCAAAGUCAGGGUGUACCUCAAAUCUUUUCCACCACCUGAAGCAGUGCCAUGCAGCAGAGCACGCGCAAUGCAAAAGUUUACAAACCCAGAGCGGCGCAAGGAGCCCAUGGCGCCUGUGCAGCCGAAUCGGCCGACCAUUCAGUGUGCUUUCUGUAGCGCAACGCCUUACAACAAAACGUCAUAGAAAUACAAAGACUUCACAGAUGCAGUACCUUAUUGUAUUGCAAAAGACAUGCUGCCAUUAAGCACUGUUAAAUUUAAAUUUUUAAAUCGUGAAAUAUAUUGAUAACGUCUGACAUGAAAAAAAAUAAAUUGUGAUAAACUUUUUCCCAUAUCGCCCAGCCCUACUUGUAUGGUAUGGUAUGUUAUGGUAUCUCAUCAUAUCGUAUAUAAUCUUGUAUCAUAUAGUGUUGUACCAUUUCAUAUUGUAUCAUAUUGAAUCUUGCCAUUUCAUAUUACAUUGAGUUGUACCAUAUUAUAUCAUAUCAUAUUAUCAUAUGAUAUUUUGUAGUACGCUACCUAUGUUUUGAAAUUUUAAUAUCAUAAACCACACGUCACAUUGUGGACACAUAGGACCUUUUUUUUACAGGGUUUGAAAAAAGAGCCACAGAAGAAGGACAUAAAUAUUAUCAGUUCACUUUAUUUUGUUUUCUGUUUCCAAGGGAAGUAAUCGAUGGGAAGUCUUAUUGUUUAUAUGACGCUUAGACAGUUGGUUGUCAUGACUAUGUGGACAAUGCUUAUUAUUUGUUUAAAGUGAGAACAACAAUCCAGUUAAGUAUAGGAUGCUGACUCCAUAGCAGAGCAUAGUUCACAUCUGAAGCCUCCAUUACAAUUUUGGUGGAGAACAAUAACAUUGUUUAGCAUAGCUCUAAAUCAGACAAACAAUUCUUCCACUGAAUGUGUAAUCUUUUCAUCUUCUGCAGGACGAACAGACAGCUCAGGGUUGAAACUGUACUACACAGGUAAACUCCGACAGGAGGACGUUGGCACUCUGACCGCAGGUAUUCUACAUUUCGAUCAAAUGGAGUACAAAAUCCCUCCAAAAGUUGAUCAAUUCCAUACCUACGGCGUUUGUAACACCAGUAUCUUCUCACAGGUAAGGUUUGGAUCAGCACUGACUUCAAUGUGUUAUAAUGGCUUUAAAAGCAACAGGUAAUCUCAAUAUUAUUCAAAACUGUGUUUUGAUCAUCUUUAAUUCCACCCAUAGACUCUGGGUCAUUCUCCUGACCUUCAUGUGUUUGGUGUGCUGCUGCACACUCACUUAGCUGGGAGAAAAAUUCGAGUCGGACACUUCAGGUAAGAAGGAAACAUUUAGGAUUGACUUUCAUCAAAGUCUAAACUGUUUUAGAAUAGAUCGAUAUCAUUAACUAUUUCAGGGGGAAAACAUUCUGAAAUUUUUGGUCUGUGUAGAAAUGGAAAGCUGAUAGGCUUCUUGGGCUUGGUGGAAAACUACAACUUUGAGUUUCAGGAAGUUAUCCCUUUGGGAAGCGUAGCAACCAUUAAGCAGGUGAGUUUCUAUUACUUUCAUACUCCUAUGUUACAUUUAUUUGUCACAAGUAAGCUGUAAGUUGUCUUGGCUGUUGUGGUUAACUUGCUAUACAAUGCUGCAUUAUUUGUGCCCAAUUCCAGGGUGAUGAACUUGUCGUGGAGUGCACAUAUAGUACCACCACUCGCACCACAGCAACUAAGGUGGAUAAUGAAUAAUGAUAUGAACACUUAAAAGUAAAAACAAUUCUACUUCUUGAAGGAGAAACCCUAAUAUCCACCACAACUCUUUCAGAUGGGGUUAGGAACCACUGAUGAGAUGUGCUUGGCCUUCCUCCUCUACUACCCUGCAAUCAAAAUAUCUUCAUGCAUCAGCCACCCAAAUUCAUAUCAUCCAUUACUACAAACCAUGAGCAGCCAGUAAGACCUAAUGCAUUUUUUCUGAUGGGAUCACUUCAAAGACAGAAUCAAGCAUGAGAGCAGUUUCCAGGUUAUACACAACAUGGUCUCUGUUUCCUGACAGAAUUUUCGAGGGGACUGCAACUCCAAGCCGAGAUGACAUUGCUGAGUACGAGCGUUUGUUAAAGAAGGUACCACAAAUUCAGGUGGUUUCAAGUUCUGAGGUAAGUUCCUAUUCCAAUUGUCUCAUUCUGCCAAUAAAAAUAUAUUUGGAUUUUCAGAAGUCUUUUUCCAGAACCCACAGAUUGUCUCUCACUAAAGAUAAGCCUUUGUGAGUCACGAACAACAAGCCUUCUUUCUCGUGAUUGUGUGAUGAUCUCUACCACUGUGUCAAAAGAAUUUUUUCUCUAUUAUUUCUUUUUCUUUUUCCAGAACAACCACACAUUUUAUGAGAAUGGUAUCAUCAGGGAAAUGGGAAACUCACCAACUGUCGCCUGUCAGACUAACCCUAACAACAACAACAACAACAACAGUGGCUCGAGCAGACUCGGCACUUCCUCUAUCUUUAUCCCAGCAGGAAUCAUACUGUUGUUCCUUUUGGUUGGAAUACUGUAGAUAGUCAUCUGUGCGAAAGAGCCAAACAAGUGCGGUUUUGAUAAAGAAGAACACUGUUGAUAUUUAGCUUCAAAAGAAAAAAAAGAUCAAUCAUUUUUACAACCUAUUCAAGGAAUAACAUAUUUCUUUGUCAAAUUAGGUGCCAUGUUCUCCUGCAUCUGCCCUGAUAUUCAUUUAUUAUUGAGUUUGAGAUCAAAUGUAUAACUUCAUGUCUAUUGCUACCUUAUCUAUUGAAAGAAAGGUUAAUGACAUUUAGUGAUGAUGAUUAUGAUAUUUACACAACUUGAGAUAUAUGUAGGAGAGAG